CCCGCGUGCUACGGCGAGGAUAAAAAAAACAAGAACGGCGAGACCCCCACUUUUUUCUCAUGGAAAUCAGACCCUCCCUCCCACUCACACGUGGGGCUUCACAAAUGCAAAGUCGAACAUUCACAGCCAGACGUAAAAAGUGCGGGGACAGGAGCAGGAUGUCUCAGGCAAGCUGACGAGGACAGCGCAAGUUUCGGUAUUUUUUAAAUGUUGUGGUUUUCAUUGAUGACCACUCCUAUAAUUUAUUGGCGUUGCAUACCGUAGCCUUCUCUCCAAAAUGCUGGAAUUGGCACAACGCAUGGUUUUGUGUGCACUGGUGUGUUCCAUUUACGCGCGCGCAUCUUGUCCUCCCGGUUGCGAAUGUUCCGAAGCGGCUCACACGGUCAAGUGUGUGUCCAAAGAGCUGCAGACCAUUCCGAAGGGGAUCCCUGGAUAUACGAGGAAUCUGUUUAUCACAGGGAACAACAUCAGCCGAAUCGGUCCAACAUGUUUCCAGGGACUGGAUAACGUCACGAACUUGUCUCUGAGCAAUAACAGAAUCACUGAGGUGGAAUCCAACACCUUCGCUGAUCUGCGCGCUCUGCGCUACCUGGACCUGAGCAGCAACCAGCUGACCGCCAUCCACCCAGAGGGCUUCAGCAUGCACAACCACACCCUGCGCGAGCUCAACCUCAGCCGGGCGCUCUACAACCACUCCGCCGUGACCGACCUGGCCGCCGCCCUACGCCAGGCCAGCCUGGGCUCCCUGCAGGGGCUGGACCUGUCGGGCAACGGCCUCGUCCUCCUGCCCCCGCGCACCUUCUCCCGGCUGGGCCAGCUGCGACGGCUGCAGCUCUCCAACAACUCCCUGGUGGCCAUCCACAACGCCACCUUCUGGGGCCUGCAGCGGCUGGAGGAGCUGGACCUCACCUUCAACGCCCUGAAGGGCGUGCCCGAGGAGGGGCUCCGGGAGCUGGACGCCCUGCCCGCCGCCAGCGGCCUCCUGCUGGGCGACAACCCCUUCGACUGCACCUGCGCCAUCGAGCCCCUCGCCCUGUGGCUCAACCGCUCCCGGGGCCGCGUGCGCGACGCCGAGGCGCCCUCCUGCGCCUCCCCGGCCACAAUGAGGAACGUGACGCUGCUGGCCGCCGCCGCCCUGACCCUGCGGUGCUACCAGAGGGCGGCCGGGGCGGACCUGGCCCUGCAGACGUCCUACGUGUUCCUGGGCCUGGUGCUGGGCCUGGUGGGGCUGGUGUUCCUCUUUGUGCUCUACCUCAACCGCAAGGGCAUCAAGAAGAGGGUGAACGAGGCGCGCGACGCCUGCCGCGAGGUGUGGGAGGGCUACCACUACCGCUACGAGAUCGACUCGGACCCCCGCCUCUCCCAGGUGUCGUCGAACGCGGACGCAUGACGCCGACUUUGAUUCCCCCCCCCCCCUGACUAUGAGGAGGGAUGGAGGGAUAGAGGGGGGGGCGUGACUUUUUUCUUACGAUGCAUCCAGCCUCUACCACGGGAAUGUAAAAUUGUAUAUAUUUGUAUAUUAUAAAGCUAUUGCAUACGUUUGGAUUUUGUUGACCCCGUCGUCAUGCUUUGUAGGGUGAUGCAUGUCUAGGCUCUCGUUGACCCCCCCCCUCCGACGUCAAACUCACGUGCUUAUUUCGCUCGAGGCUUGCAGUCGCGGUUUGGUAGGUUUGUGCACAAAUCGCUGACAUCAAGUAGACUCUCUUGCUUUGUACAAAUAUGAUUUGCUUUUAAUUGGAGCCAAGUGCCUUUUGUUGGUUGGAUGCCAAGAUGCAGACUCGAUUUUUAGAUAUUAUUGGACUGUGCGUGAUGAAGUGGUUUGCAUGUAGAAUAAGGAAUCGAGAAACCAAGCAAAGCCAAGGAAUAAAAAAUGCAUUGACAGAUGUUAUUGGGGUAGAUGUCUGAGUA
This is a messenger RNA of Gadus chalcogrammus (walleye pollock), 1908 nucleotides long. RefSeq names its product trophoblast glycoprotein a (gene tpbg1b). Gene Ontology annotation, molecular function: protein binding. The transcript is spliced from 2 exons. The coding region runs from base 278 to 1390 and encodes 370 amino acids. The record is from RefSeq and is a predicted model, not a curated record. Lineage: Eukaryota; Metazoa; Chordata; Actinopteri; Gadiformes; Gadidae. Gene Ontology annotation, biological process: negative regulation of canonical Wnt signaling pathway. Gene Ontology annotation, cellular component: plasma membrane.